GGCAAAGUCCGCGAGCCGCAGCCCAAACCCGAACCCAAGCUCGGGGCUCAGCCUGCCUCCCCGCUCCCGACAUCCGUGCCGGCUCCCCGCCUGCAGCUGGGCCACCUCUGGAGAGCGCGGGAGGUCGCGCCCGGACACCGGGGCGCAGCUGGGUGGGGACGAAGCCGGGGGCCAGGAUGCUGUCCAAGGUGUCCCUGGUGGGGGUAGCUGCGCUCUCCAGGCUGGUGCUACAGCUGCCGUGGACACAGGUGGGCCUCUCCGUGUUCUGUUUCUACCUUGCCUUUGGAGGCUGGAGGUUCAUCAGGAUCAUCUGGAGGACCCUCGGGCGUGAUAUCUUUGCCGGCACCGUCCUGUUGAAGGUAAAGCAGAAAGUGAGGAGAUACCUCCGGGAGCGCCAGACGGUGCCUACGAUCUUUGCUUCCAUCCUGAAGCGCCAUCCAGACAAGACGGCCCUGAUAUUCGAGGGCACAGAUACCCACUGGACUUUCCGCCAGCUGGACGCCUACUCCAGCGCAGUCGGCAACCUGUUGCAAGCACGGGGUCUGGCCUCUGGUGAUGUGGUUGCUCUCUUUAUGGAGAACCGAAAUGAAUUCGUGGGGCUCUGGCUGGGUAUGGCCAAGCUUGGGGUGGAGGCGGCCCUCAUCAACACUAACCUGCGGCGGGAUGCCCUGCGCCACUGCCUGACUACCUCCCAGGCCCGCAUCCUCAUCUUUGGCAGCGAGCUGUCUUCUGCUGUCCGGGAAAUCCACAGCACUCUGGACCCCAACUUCAGUCUCCUCUGCUCAGGAGACUGGGACCCUAGCUCUGUGCCAGCUGGGACUGAGCAUCUGGAACCCCUCCUGGAGGAUUCCCCCAAGAACCUGCCCACUCCACCAGAUAAAGGCUUCACUGACAAGCUUUUCUACAUCUACACCUCCGGCACCACAGGAAUGCCCAAAGCUGCCAUCGUGGUGCACAGCAGGUAUUACCGGAUGGCUGCACUGGUCUAUUAUGGCUUCCGAAUGCGUUCUACUGACAUUGUAUAUGACUGCCUACCCCUCUACCACUCAGCAGGGAACAUUGUGGGGGUUGGACAAUGUCUGCUGCACGGGAUGACCGUGGUGAUCCGAAAGAAAUUCUCUGCCUCUCGAUUCUGGGAUGACUGCAUCAAGUAUAACUGUACGAUUGUCCAGUAUAUUGGAGAGUUGUGUCGCUACCUUCUGAACCAGCCUCCAAGAGAAGCAGAGUCCCAGCACUCAGUGCGCAUGGCCCUAGGCAAUGGGCUUCGGCAAUCUAUCUGGACUGAAUUCAUCAAUCGAUUCCACAUCCCCCAGGUGGCCGAGUUCUAUGGGGCCACUGAAUGCAACUGCAGCGUGGGCAACUUCGAUAGCCAGGUGGGGGCUUGUGGCUUCAAUAGCCGCAUCAUAUCCUUUGUCUAUCCCAUCCGGCUCGUGCGGGUGAACGAGGACACUAUGGAGUUGAUCAGGGAUAAUAAUGGCAUCUGCCUUCCCUGUGGUCCAGGGGAGCCGGGCCAGCUCGUUGGCCGAAUCGUGCAGCAUGACCCAUUGCGGCGCUUCGAUGGGUACAUCAAUCCGGGUGCCAAUGAUAAGAAGAUUGCCUAUAACGUCUUCAAGAAGGGAGACAUGGCCUACCUCAGUGGUGACGUGAUGGUGAUGGAUGAGUUUGGCUACCUGUAUUUCCGGGACCGAACAGGCGACACAUUCCGGUGGAAGGGUGAGAAUGUAUCCACUACAGAAGUGGAAGGGACCCUGAGCCGACUCUUAGGCAUGGUUGAUGUGGCCGUGUAUGGUGUGGAGGUGCCAGGCAUUGAAGGCCGGGCAGGCAUGGCUGCAGUUGCGGACCCCAAAGGUGACUGUGACCUGACGCAGUUUGCCAAAGCACUGGAAAAGGAACUCCCCCUCUAUGCCCGUCCCAUCUUCCUGCGCUUCCUGCCUGAGCUGCAUAAAACAGGUACCUACAAAUUCCAGAAGACAGAAUUACGGAAAGAGGGCUUCAACCCAGCUUUGGUGAAGGACCCCCUUUUCUACCUGGAUACCCGGCUCUGCCGCUACCUGCCCCUGGACUCCAAGGCUUACAGCCGUAUCCAGGCUGGAGAAGAGAAGCUGUGAUUGUCUCCAUCCCUGCUCCCACUCCAGGGGCUGGACUGAGUCAGGGGCUGAGCCCCUGGAGGGUUCUUGGGGAACAGAAAAGGUGUCAGACCAAAGUGGGCAGUGGUAAGGGCCAUUCCCCCUCCUCCAGAGUGCUGACUGGGGUGGAGGGAGGGAAGGCAGUGGAUACCUCUGCUCUGAAGUUGCCAAGUGACUUUACUGCCAUCUUCCUCUACCCCAACUUUCGAGGUUUUCCAUGAAAGCCUUGUGUCCGGGGAGCUGGAAGGCUUAGGGUAGGAUGAGUUCAGUCCUUCAUUGUGCCUCCAUGCCCCAGAGAGCAGAGACUGACUGAGCAUACUCAGGGUGAUGUCUUGGGAGGGGGGGGAGGGGGCAUGAACAGAGAGGGAGAAGGUUAAGAGGGAAGUGAACUAAUUGGGAUUCUUGUUCACACUUCCUGUACCUUGCCAAAAGGUGAGGACCCUGGAUUCAGGAAGCCAACCAGAGGACAGAGGAAGCCCCCACCCCUUUUAUUCAGGCCAAGAAGACUAGGAUGAAGGUUCUAGUUCUCCUUGGGCUAUGGCUGCUAUCUAAGCUACUAUAUGACUUCAGUGGUGUAGAAAAAGGAGGGUGGUAGCUAAUGGGGUCACUCUUCACAGUAAAGAGCCGCACAAACUAAGCCCCUUCCAGCUUCAAGAGCCAGCAGAGCCCUAGCUGAGGCUAGGUGGGGCCAUGGAGACAUCCCCUUCCCCUGCGUACCCACCAGUUGUCUACCUUUUCUCGGCCAAGGCUUCUUCAGUGGGGUCUUCUGUUUGGCCUUGUAGAUCAUUCCAAAGCUUCUCAGGAUCAUUGCAGAGAGAGAGGGAGAGGCUGGCUCCGUUGCAGGAGCUGCCCUUCCGGUCUCCUGCCCCUGCCGCCUCUUCCUUCCCUCAGGAUUAGUUUGUGUCUCUGUCUCCAUCUCUCCCUUACACCCCCCUUGGCCUGGAUCAUACCUCUCGCUGUGGGAGAGCAUGGGGAUGGGGUGUCUAUGGCAAAUAAAUUCAGACUUGACUUCCUCUCCCCCCCUUAAUUCAUGUGACUGUUUGAGAGAGUGAGCGGCUCCUGAAUCAGCCUUAGGCUUUCUUUGCACCUCUCCUCACACCUUUGCUCAGGUCUCCCUCCAGAACAUCUCUCUAGCUCUUCAUUUUCCAAGGUUCAGCUCCACCACCUCCACCUCCACAUCCACCUCCAGGAUGACCUGCCCCUCUCCCUCCCCACACAGAUCACAGUGCAUUCCCUCUUGGUACUGUUAGUCCCUCUCACUUAGUAUUUGGCACAUCCUUCUGGGUAGUGUGGGUGUCUCUGUUCCCACCCGCUCUAGUUAGAUUGGAAUCGGGCCACCCUGUGCUGUGUGCCCACCCUGUGCUGCGUGCCCACCCUGUGCUGUGUGCCCACCCUGUGCUGGGUGCUGGAGGCCCCAUGGCCUUGGCCUUCCAGAUCUUGGUCUCUCCUGCCUGAUAUUGUGGAAAGAGCCCUAAAUUGGAAACCAAGUGACAAAGAUUCUAACCUCAGCACUGUACUUCUUUCUGGGAUUCAGUUUCCCUGUUUGUAAAAUGAGAGAGUUGGAUUAAAGGGCAAGGGCUUCUCAGAAGUGCCUAGGUUGGUUGCACUUAACCCAUGUGGCCAGUAGAGGGCAAGCUCGCCCUGGUUAAUUCCUUCUACCCGGACCCUGCUGUUGU
Molecule: messenger RNA, 3802 nt
Organism: Dromiciops gliroides (monito del monte)
Lineage: Eukaryota; Metazoa; Chordata; Mammalia; Microbiotheria; Microbiotheriidae
Gene: SLC27A4
Product: solute carrier family 27 member 4
Exons: 13
Coding region: 177-2108 (643 amino acids)
Biological process (GO): very long-chain fatty acid catabolic process; long-chain fatty acid import into cell; medium-chain fatty acid transport
Cellular component (GO): plasma membrane; microvillus; endoplasmic reticulum membrane
Molecular function (GO): long-chain fatty acid-CoA ligase activity; long-chain fatty acid transmembrane transporter activity
Source: RefSeq, a predicted model, not a curated record